This is a messenger RNA of Leishmania braziliensis MHOM/BR/75/M2904, 1077 nucleotides long. RefSeq names its product stomatin-like protein. Lineage: Eukaryota; Euglenozoa; Kinetoplastea; Trypanosomatida; Trypanosomatidae. The record is from RefSeq and is a predicted model, not a curated record. Gene Ontology annotation, cellular component: membrane. The coding region runs from base 1 to 1077 and encodes 358 amino acids. The transcript has a single exon.
AUGAUCCGUCGUCGACUUGUGCUUCUUCAGCAGUACGGGGCUCAAGGUAGCCCGUACCCCAUGAACUCUACUCCUCAAGAACACCCUCCCGGAGGUAGUGCACCAUCUCGCAUGAUGAUGCAGCGCUCACAGAAAAUGCUGCUUGAUCCCAGCUCUUUCAUUGAGCGCCCUCCGCGAAACACCUUUUUCAACAUUGUCCCACAAGGACACGAAUAUGUUGUGGAGCGACUUGGUCGCUAUCACCGCACACUGGACUCCGGAUGGUGGAUGGUGGUGCCCUUUAUAGACAAGAUUCGCUACAAUUACAACGUGAAGGAGCAAGGUAUCGAAAUCCCGAAUCAAUCAGCAAUCACAUCUGACAAUGUAAUGGUGGAGAUUGACGGUGUCCUUUUUCUCAAGAUUGUGGAUUCGUGCAAAGCCAGCUACAAUAUUGAGAACCCCGUGUUCAACUUAAUUAACUUAGCUCAAACAACGAUGCGCAGCGAGAUUGGGCGGAUGUCGCUUGAUAGCCUGUUCAGGGAGCGCGCCAGUCUUAACCAAAGCACUGUGGAAGUGCUCCGUCGAGAAGCAAAUGAGUGGGGUAUUGAGUGCAAGCGCUACGAGAUCCGAGAUAUUAUGGUGAGCGAGCUGGUGCGCCGCUCGAUGGAUCUACAGGCUGAGGCAGAGCGAAAGAAGCGCAAGCUCAUUUUAGAGAGCGAAGGUGAGUCGACUGCGACGAUCAACCGUGCUAAUGGUAUGAAGAUCGCGCAGCAGUACGUUGCAGACGCUGAAAAGUACACAGUGGAGCGGCAUUCAGAAGGCAAUGCUGCUGCCAUUCGAGUCAAGGCAGCCGCGGUAUCAGACAACAUUGCUAUCGUCUCCGAAGCGAUUGAAAAGGCGAAGCACGGAAACGAGGCUAUAUCUCUCCGCGUUGCAGAAAGCUACAUUGAGAAGUUUGGCGAACUGGCAAAAGAAUCUAAUACGGUGGUUAUGUCUCACCCAGUGAACGACCCUGCGAUGUUUGCAACCCAAGCACUCUCCGUGUUCAACACUGUUGCCACCUCGGCGACGAAGUCUUCGCCGAUAACUGGGAAGUAG